AUGGUAAAAAAUUUAAUACCGCUUUUACUACUUAUUGAUCCAAUACUUUGUCUAUUUAACAGGGGUGAUACUAUGACAAAUCCUUGCAAAUCAAAGGGCUUGAAAUUCAAGUUAGAUUUACAUAUUGUUGUUUUGAACGAUAAAGAGGUGGUAGUUGAUGGGAUGGCGGCGGAGGUGGCGAAGACAGCGACAAAACACAAGCUAUAUGAAGACAAAUUAAAGUCAAUCUUGGCGACCAAAUGCCAUAUCAAAAACUUCUUGGAAACAGUUCCCUAUAUUACAGCAGAAGAUAUCAAAAAACUCAAGUUCCCAAUUAUGCAAAUCAUGGGCAUGAAUGUUCAUAUUUAUGUAUUAAGACUUCCUUGCCGUGGGAUAUACGUUGUGGAUAAUGGGUUUAGCUUCUCAUUCCCUUGUAACAUGAAGUUACUAAGAACAGAGACUGAAAAGUUAAUUGAUGGACUUAGUUUGGUAGAAGCACUGUUGGAAGAUUUAAGCUUAAUAUAUGAAACAAGUCAAAUUGAUCCCAAUGAUUCUAUUAAAAGAGUUGUCGAAGGAUCAGGCCGAAAAAAGAAGUUAAAUAUUAAAGCCUGGACGACUGAAGUAUUCUACAAUGAUGAUUAUGAUACUUUAAUUGAUGAUAAUGAAGAAGACGAACAAGUUGACGAGGACGUUGAUGAGCAGGCUGAAGAUGAGUAA
Molecule: messenger RNA, 696 nt
Organism: Rhizopus microsporus ATCC 52813
Lineage: Eukaryota; Fungi; Mucoromycota; Mucoromycetes; Mucorales; Rhizopodaceae
Exons: 2
Coding region: 1-696 (231 amino acids)
Source: RefSeq, a predicted model, not a curated record